Molecule: messenger RNA, 3333 nt
Organism: Cryptomeria japonica (Japanese cedar)
Lineage: Eukaryota; Viridiplantae; Streptophyta; Pinopsida; Cupressales; Cupressaceae
Product: receptor-like protein 33
Exons: 3
Coding region: 1-3333 (1110 amino acids)
Molecular function (GO): protein binding
Source: RefSeq, a predicted model, not a curated record
AUGGAAUAUAUGUCGCUUUUUUAUUCCCUUCGUCGACUUAGAAUACGGCGAAUCCCAUCAAGAUUUCACGUCAAAUCUACGCGUUUAGUGGACUACUUCAAUAGGCCUUCCAGUCUAAGCUUUUUCUACGACUUCGUUCAAACGACCCGCUUAGACUAUUCUUCUUACUGUUCAAGUUUCAAUAAUUCAGAAGGGGAAAAAAUUUCUCUCUUGCAGUUUAAGAAAAGUCUUCAUGACCCGUCUGAUCAACUGAAAACGUGGAAUGCUUCCACUAACUGCUGCGAGUGGAAGGGAAUCCAAUGCCACAAUAUAACAGGGCACGUUAUUCAGUUGGAUCUUCGGAGUCCUCUAGGCAAUAAUAUGACAAGAUCCCGGCAGAAUUUAAUCGGUUCUGCUCUUUCCCCAUUGAAUGGUAAACGUGACGUUCUUUCGCCAUUGUUUAAUCUAACAAUGUUAGAACGCUUGGAUCUCAGCUACAACGCCUUCAUUGGUGUUGCUGUCCCUCAGCAACUCAACACGCUGAAAUAUUUGCGCUAUUUGAACUUGUCAAAUGCUGGAUUUGCCGGAAAGAUACCCAUGGAGUUGGGGAACAUGUCCACGUUGCGCUCGUUGGAUCUUUCAACAGAUUACUAUAUUUCCUAUUCCUCCAUCGCAAUUGAGGACAUGCAGAUGUGGAUAGGAAACAUGAGAGAUUUAGAGGAGCUUCUGCUGGACGGGGUGAAUAUGACGAAAGUGGCAAGCGAUGAAUGGGGCAAAGCUAUCUCCACAAUGCACAGCCUCAGGCGUCUUCAAAUGUCCAACUGUAUGCUCUCUGGCCCAAUUCCCCCUUCCCUUGCAAAUCUUACCAGUCUAACCCACCUCCAGCUUGAUGGCAAUUCUUUCUUCUCGUCCAUACCCACUCACUUACAGAACCUUUCCAGACUGGUUUCUCUGAAGCUUAGCAACUGUGAGCUCAAGGGUUCCAUUCCUUCUGAUCUAUCGAGCCUUCCAAGCUUGCAAGAAGUCGACUUGUCUGCCAAUCUAGACUUGGAAGGAAAGCUUUCAAGCAUUCUGCCACUACACUCUGCGUCACUUGAGAGCCUUGUUCUUACAACAACAAGUGUAGGAGGAGCUAUUCCAGAUGCAAUUGUGAACAUCUCCUCGUUAACUCGCUUGGACCUCUCCAACUGCUUUGUCCAGGGUAUGCUUCCUCUCACCAUUGCAAAUCUUACAAGGCUUGUAAUGUUGGAUAUCUCAAAUAACAUGUUAAAUGGAAGUAUACCGCCGUUUGGGGCAAAGCCUCCAUUAGGAACAUUUCCUUUAGCCUAUAUCGAUCUUUCAUACAAUAAAUUGCAGGGCAGGAUACCCUCCAUGUUGUUGGGUGCAUUUGGGGAGCUCCGCUAUGUUCACUUGAGGCAAAACCUAUUGACCGGUGACAUUCCAUCCCUUGACAUGGCCACCCUCAAAAGCCUUGACCUGAGCAACAAUAAAUUGAACGGAACAAUUCCUUCCUUGGCCAACAUAAAGUCCCUUGUUCUUCUUGAUCUGAGUAAUAACCUCUUGACUGGCAAAAUCCCGGCUUCUGUUGGUCAACUCCUUUCCCUCAGUACGCUUGAUCUAAGCAACAACUUGUUAACACAUGCCAUUCCUCACAACAUUUUAAAUCUAUCUCAACUGAAGGGUGAUUUGCCGGCCUUCUUAAUAACUCAAACUUCCAUUGCCGAUUUGGAUUUAUCCAAUAACAAUUUAUCCGGUCAUAUUCCUGCGUGGAUAUGGGAUUCCCUUCCUCUUCAACAGCUCAACCUGUCUUAUAACAGUUUUGCAGGUACUUUACCCUCUAAGCUAAUGGGGCCCAAAACAUUGAAGAUUCUGGACUUGCAUCACAAUAACUUUCAUUGUCCGCUUCCGCUUCCUCCUCCUUCAGUGGUUGUCUUUGAUCUGUCGGAAAAUCAGUUUUAUGCAUCCAUUCCAGAUGAAAUAGGCGAAUAUCAUUUUAAUUACCUGUCUCUGUCUCACAACAAUCUCAGUGGUAGAAUUCCAUCUACAAUAUGUGAAGGGUUGUCUAUGCAGAUUCUGGAUUUAUCAUGUAACAGUCUUACAAGUGAGAUUCCUCCAAGUUUUGUAGACUGCAAUUAUCUUGUGGUGUUGAAUUUGGAGAACAAUUAUUUAGAAGGUGAGUUGCCAGCGGAGUUGGGAAACAUGACUUCGCUUCAAACAUUGAAAAUCAGGGGAAAUCGUCUAAAUGGAACUCUGCCAACCCUUGCAAAUUGUAAGCAGUUGCAGAUAUUAGAUGUGGGAGAUAACAGUCUGACAGGGAAGAUUGCUUCAAAUUGGAUUCUAGAGCUUCCUAAUCUUAAGAUUUUAAUUUUAAGAUCAAACAGAUUUGAAGGAAGUGUGCCUGCUGAUAUAGGCAAAGUAUCGUCUCUUCAAAUCUUAGACCUUUCAAUGAACAGUUUUUCAGGAGUAAUUCCAAACAGCCUUCCAGAGAUGAAGGGCAUGGUAAACGACUCAAUGAAUACAGGAGUCUUUGAAUUUGGAUUGAUAAAAGGCUCAACAUAUGUAGAGAAAAUAAUCAUCACAAGCAAAGGAUUGGAGCUGGAGUUUGUUAGAGCUUUGAGUUUAGUCAAAUGUCUUGAUCUAUCAAGCAGUAGAAUAUCUGGUCAUAUCCCUGAAGGUAUUGGAUCUCUCAUUGGAUUGAUCUUUCUUAAUAUUUCAAGAAACCAUAUUAAUGGUGGUAUACCCAAGUCCUUGGGAAAGAUGGCACAGCUAGAGUCCCUUGACCUCUCGCAUAACCAACUGUCUGGAAUUAUUCCUGUAGAGUUGGUGAAUCUCACAUUCCUAAGUUACUUGAACCUGUCAUACAAUAAACUUACAGGAAAGAUUCCGCUAGGCGGGCAGUUCAUAACAUUCGAAGCCUCAUCCUUCUCACAUAAUGCAGGUCUAUACGGCCUCCAACUGAAGGAGCCAUUCUUGCCUUCGCCAAAGGAUGAAAUCAGGUCGAAGACAAAAGAAGGGGCGAAGAAAAGCAGGGUAAUAGAGGGAAUUGACAGUUUCAUCGUGUUGAUGGGGAUGAGCUUUGGAAUGGGCUCGGGUAUAAUAGUAGCUCCUUUGUUCCUUCUGAAGAAACAGCGGGAAAAGUUCUUCCAUUUGUUAGACAGUAUAUUGAUUUGGGUUGUCGACUUUGUUCCCUGUGAGAAAUUGACCCCCUGUAAGAAUCUGUCGAUGAAGAAAAUGUCGGACGACGAAGACCAAGAGCAUUUUGAAGAAAGCAAGAAAUUAAUACGCUUUUGUGUACGUUGUACUCAAAUUGACAGAGAGACUAAAACUACAGUUAAUACUGAAUGUAUAUGUUGA